Cryphonectria parasitica EP155 is the source of this 813-nucleotide messenger RNA. RefSeq lists its product as uncharacterized. The transcript has a single exon. Lineage: Eukaryota; Fungi; Ascomycota; Sordariomycetes; Diaporthales; Cryphonectriaceae. The coding region runs from base 1 to 813 and encodes 270 amino acids. Gene Ontology annotation, biological process: methylation. Gene Ontology annotation, cellular component: eRF1 methyltransferase complex. The record is from RefSeq and is a predicted model, not a curated record. Gene Ontology annotation, molecular function: S-adenosylmethionine-dependent methyltransferase activity; nucleic acid binding; protein methyltransferase activity.
AUGCUUCCCACGCCCGACACAUCACAUGUUUCGUAUUCGCGGGUGUACGAACCCGCCGAGGAUUCCUUCCUGCUCCUCGACACCAUCUCAUCGUCCAGCGAGACAGCUUUUCUGAAGCAGCAAUUUGGGGUAUCCAACAGCACAACAACCAGCAUAACAACACCACUGGUAGUCGAAGUCGGCCCCGGCUCGGGCGUGGUGAUCGGCUUUGUGAACGCACACGCCCAUACCAUCUUCGGAACCAGCAUCCUCACAGCCGGUGUCGAUGUCAACAGGUUCGCGUGCAGCGCUACGGAGGCGACGGUCAGGAAGGCGGCGGCGGCGACGGCCGAGACCCCAGACACGCGGGGCCAUUUCCUAGGUGCGCUGAGCGGAGACCUACUGAGUCCACUGAGGAGCGGGCUGGUGGACGUGCUGAUAUUCAACCCGCCAUAUGUGCCGACAGAGGAGGUGCCGGUGCAGGACGAGCGGCUGGCUGUGGGGGGAGAGGGCGAGGGCGAGGCCGCGCUGACCUCCAGCGCCAGGUUUGACAGGGACUCAUACCUGCUGUCGCUGUCGUACGCCGGAGGCAAGGAUGGGAUGGAGAUCACAGACCGGCUCAUCGAUGCUCUGCCAGAGGCACUGUCAGCGCGUGGGAUCGCGUACAUAUUGCUUUGCGCGGGGAACAAGCCCGACGAGGUCAAGACGAGGAUCCAAGAGUUCGGGCCUGAGUGGCGCGUGUUGACGGUGGGUGACAGCGGUAAGCAGGCUGGCUGGGAGAAGCUACAGAUCAUCAGGGUAUGGAGAGAUGACUCUUGGAGGAUAUCAUCAUGA